This is a messenger RNA of Formica exsecta, 3208 nucleotides long. RefSeq names its product protein GPR107. The transcript is spliced from 10 exons. Gene Ontology annotation, cellular component: membrane; Golgi apparatus. The coding region runs from base 177 to 1952 and encodes 591 amino acids. Lineage: Eukaryota; Metazoa; Arthropoda; Insecta; Hymenoptera; Formicidae. The record is from RefSeq and is a predicted model, not a curated record. Gene Ontology annotation, biological process: transport.
CCGGUUCAAUUCCGAUGUUCCCAGCAUCUCGGGACGGUCUCAGUUCCUGCUCGGUUAUCGACGAGCGAGGGCGAAGUGUUCUGGACGCGGCGCGCGCCGAUUCCUUGUGAUGUGACACGAGCGGUGAUAUACAGCUGGAGAAGACAAUCAGCGGGAGUGUAAGAAGAGCCGAAGAGAUGCGGUCGAACACGGUUGUCACGCUGGCGCGUGUUUGUCUGUCGCUUCUGCUGAUGGUGAUCGUGGCGAAUGCGAGGAUUCACAAGCUGGAUAUACGGAAAGACAGAAGGCAUUACAUCACUCUGAGCACGUUCGGUUUCUACAAGGGUGGCAUUUUAACCGUAAAUCUCACGAAUUUCAAGUUCGAGCCAGCAGACGUAGACAAAAAACUGUCGCCAGAAAGUACUAACAAGGCCGUGUUCGGCUUCAGCUUGGGUAGAACGCUUAUCGAUGCUAUCAAUCCCUACGUGCAUAAUCAUCUGGAUGGAUGCCUGCUGCAAAAUGUUUCGACUCUCAGGACGGAACAGAAGGACGACAGUUCUAUUAUAUAUUUUACCAUGGACUUGAAGAAUCUAACGAUGCAAGUAAACUGCAGUCGCAAUGUACGAGCGGCACAUAUUUAUAAAGACUCCAGUACGGUGCUGAUGUAUCGAACAAAGAGGAGCUCGCUGUCGGCGAGAUUCAGCGAUACCGCGCUCUUCCCACGGAGAAAACGAAACGCAUCGCACGCGAUCGAGAAGUCCGUCGUGUUCAGCGAUGCCCCGAGACUCAGGUCAGAGAGCAACGCGUGUUCUCAUCUGAGAUUACCGAUGACGAUGGAGACAACAUCCAAAGGCGAAAGAUCGUACAAUACGAGUUUCGUCAUGUAUGUGGCGAGCGAGGAAGAGGAGGGCCUGUACAAUCUCUAUUUUCACAACUGUCAGAAUUAUGAUAAUUAUAUGGAACCGCUGCUCGUGGAUUUCACGAUGGAAAUAGCGGAGAUUAAUAACGACAACUUCCUCAGCGCCGGCGAGAUGCCCUUGCCGGCUUUGUACUUUACGAUGGCGCUGCUCUUCUUCUUAUCGGGCUGCUUCUGGGUGUUUAUUCUUAACAAAAGCAAGCAUUCUGUAUUCAAAAUCCACUAUUUAAUGGCGGUCCUGGUGUACCUGAAGUCUUUCUCAUUGUUAUUCCACGGUAUAAAUUACCACUUCAUCCAGACCAAGGGUGAACAUGUAGAGGCGUGGGCGAUUUUAUACUACAUUACUCAUCUCCUGAAAGGGGCCGUUCUCUUUAUUACUAUUGUACUUAUCGGCACGGGAUGGAACUUCAUAAAGCACAUUCUCACAGACAAGGAAAAGAAACUCUUUAUGCUGGUCAUACCGUUGCAGGUAUUGGCAAAUGUGGCUGAGAUAAUAAUCGAGGAGAGCGACGUAGGUAAUUUGCGUCGCGAGACCUCGCGGGACAUGUUUAUACUCGUUGAUUUGGUCUGUUGCGGAGCAAUUCUAUUUCCGGUUGUGUGGAGCAUCAGGCAUUUAGAAGAGGCUGCCCGCACGAGCGAUAAGGCGGCCAUGAACUUGCGAAAGCUCAUGCUAUUCAAGCAUUUUUACAUUAUGAUAGUUUUCUAUAUAUACUUCACCCGAAUUAUAAUGUACAUACUCAAGAUCACCGUACGCUUUGAUUAUCAAUGGUUGGACGAAACGUUUCGAGAAAUGGCGACCUACGCAUUCUUCGUCUUGACAGGUUACAAAUUUCGCCCAGCAUCCGCGAAUCCGUACUUCACGGUGCCGAGCGACGAAGUGGAGCCGGACGAGGACGACAAGGUCGACGUCGUUAUUUCCGGUGGUAACGGGAUCAAUCGGGACUUCAGUAAAGUGAGCAAGGUGCCGAGAGCGGUUAGAACCUCGAAGGUUCCAUCUACCGAGGAGGAAAGGCAUAAUCUCUUCCACAGUACGGAAUCUUCUCGCGAAUACGACUGAAAAUGAUGGAGAUAAAUUGUGAUAGAUCGCAUCACGUGACCAACGCGCCUGCGAAUCUUCGAGGCCACACUCUACGGAUUGAAGUGGCGAUUAUAUAAAAGCGUGAUGAAAAGAGAAAUCAAUGAGAGUGCGCGGCUCAAACUCAGCAACUUUUCUAUCUUCAGACUUGUUUUAUAUUCCUCGAAAGAAAAAAUACUGGUCCAUAUUCGCGAAUCACUGCGUCACUGCGUCGCGUACGCAAUAAUAGCGGCUGGAUAAAAUUUAUUUGUUUCAUUAAACAGUUGAUUUCUCGAUCUUCUCCCGCUUUCGUUGUCUACCAUUCAAUCCGAGACGUUAGUGAGACACUUCUUCCUUUUAUUUUUCUUUUCUCUUUAAUAAGAUAGAUAUUUUAAAGUAGGUAAUUACUCAUCUUUCUCUCUCUCUCUCUCUCUUAAUCACUUAAUGUUUCAUGUUACGGCUCCAACAUGAGAACGCGAGCAGACGACAAGUACGCGCGCUUUUUCUCGACGCGCUUCUUGUAGUCAAUUUUCCGUAGGCAUUUAGAGAAACAUUUCCAUUCUCUUCUUUCCCAUAACGCACGCUUGAUUACCUCGGUAUGAGAAUCUCAUUUUGCCGAUGGCGCGGGUACUUUUGUAUCGUACUUCGUAAUCUUACGUUUAGACAAGGACCGAACUGAACGGUGCAAUAAACUUAUCUAACAAUAUAUGUCCUCUCGCGAUAUAUUACACGAGAUAUUAUAAUACUAGAGUUAAUGGUACCAUUGAUAAUACUCAGUGACAGAUCUAUCGGUGAGCUAAGUUUAAGCAUUAGGACCAAGAAAUCCUCGGCGUACAGAUACAUGCGGAUAUGUAUCGGUUCUUAAGCUGUGAUGUGUUUUUAUUUUCUUUUUUUCCAAGUUCAAGAUUUAUGUUAAAAUAUAUUAUUUUCUUAAAUUAUUUUAUUUUAUUUUAUAUACAUAUAUAUAUAUAUAUGUAAAAUCCUUUUUUUAGAAAAGAGAAUUUUUAGAAAUAUUAGGUCGUCGAAAAUAUAUGUAGAUCCGCGACUGAUUAUUACUAUUUGGUACUUAUUAUUAUACAAGCGUUGUCGUUUCGCUGUCGUUACAUCUAGGGCCAUACUUACUUACAGCUGAAAGUUCCAAGAAAUGUUCGCGAAAGGUAAAUACGGUCCUAGUUACAUCUGUUACUACCAAUAACUGUAUCGUAUAUAUCAAACGGGACACGAACAAUUCAAAGAAUAAAGCGAAUAUUUUUAUGAAA